UGUGCAGAAUGUCAUCAGAUGAGGAGAAAUGCUCACUUCCGGUUGUGCAAAAUGACUCUGACCGAGGCAGUUCUGUCUCUUCAGAUCUUCAGGAGGAGUAUGAAGAACUGCUUCGUUAUGCUAUAGUGACUCCAAAUGUUGAAUCAAGUGCUUCACAGCCAUCUCAUUCUAAGGGAGAAGUGGUGCCAGAUGUUAGAAUUCCUACUAUAAUUGAUGAUAUUCUCGAUAAUCAAGGAAAUAGCCCUGUAGUAAGAGAAACAAGGAUGGAAGUUGGAAAAGGGUGUGACUUAAAUAUUUCAAGUCAUUCAAAGACAGAUGGGUCGUCACCGGUGUCAUCACCAAGGAAGCCUUCUCACCCAGUCAUGGAUUUUUUCAGUACUAAUCUUUUAGGUGACUCUUCCUCACCAGGGUCUAAUUCUAGUCCUGCAGAUGUCCAUGAAAUAGUUGUGAGCGAUUAUCUUGUUUCUGAUGAAAAUCUCCAGAAGAUGGAAAAUGUACUUGAUCUUUGGAGUUCAGAUCUUAAGACAAACGUCAUAUCUGAACUAAGUAAAUGGAGACUUAAUUUUAUUGACUGGCACCGAAUGGAAAUGAAAAAAGAGAAAGAAAAACAUGCAGCACAUAUAAAACAACUGUGCAACCAAAUCGACAGCUUGAAGGAGCUGCAGAAAGCCUAUGAAGUCUCCAUUGGGAGGAAAGACGAGGUGAUUUCUAGCUUGUCUCAUGCCUUAGGCAAGCAAAAGGAAAGGAUAGAGUUGAUGAGAACAUUCUUCCACUGGCGAAUUGGCCACGUCAAAUCCCGACAGGACGUUUAUGAAGGUAAACUAGCUGACCAGUACUUCCAGAGAACUCUACUGAAGAAAGUCUGGAAAGGCUGGCGCUCCAUAGUACAGAAGCAGUGGAAGGAUGUGGUGGAACGAGCUUGUCAGGCAAGAGCUGAGGAAGUUUGUGUCCAGAUUUCCAAUGAUUAUGAAACCAAAGUUGCUGUGUUAUCUGGAGCUUUGGAAAAUGCAAAAGCUGAAAUCCAAAGAAUGCAGCAUGAAAAAGAGCACUUUGAAGAUUCCAUGAAGAAAGCUUUCAUGAGGGGUGUAUGUGCGUUAAAUCUUGAAGCCAUGACUAUAUUUCAAAACAGGGGUGAUACAGGGAUAGACUUUGCAAAUAGAAAGGAAGAGUAUGGUCCUGGUGUUCAAGAGAAAGAACCUUCUGCUCAUUUGGAUCCUUCGGCUCCUCUGGCGUCCUCAGCGGUUGCACCACCACAGCAGCUGCCGCCAGCAGCCGUGGGAGCGGCCAGUGCUGCUGCUUUUCCCUCUGCUGCUGCCGUGACUCCCGCCAGGACUGCUUCUGCCUCCUCUCUUCACCUUCCUGCUUCUGCUCCCCUUGGUGCUGGACCUACCGCUCCUGCUGCCCCAGAAGAAAUGUGCGUGCCCAGGGUUGUGACCUCCGCACAGCAGAAAGCUGCAAGGACAAUUACGGCCCGGAUCACAGGGAGGUGUGAUUUUGCUUCAAAAAAUAGAGUUAGUAGCAGUUUAGCUGUAAUGGGAGUUUCUCCUCCCAUGAGCUCAGUCGUUGUGGAAAAACAUCAUCCAGUCACUGUGCAAACCAUUCCUCAAGCCGCUGCAGCAAAAUAUCCCCGGACGAUUCAUCCUGAAAGUGGUCCCUCAGCUUCCAGAUCUCUUGGAGCCAGACCAGCUCACACCCAGCCUCUCACAAGUGCUCCCUCCAUAAAAGUGGUUGACUAA
This is a messenger RNA of Ceratotherium simum simum (southern white rhinoceros), 1736 nucleotides long. RefSeq names its product POC5 centriolar protein (gene POC5). Gene Ontology annotation, cellular component: photoreceptor connecting cilium. NCBI's taxonomy places the organism in Eukaryota, Metazoa, Chordata, Mammalia, Perissodactyla, Rhinocerotidae. Gene Ontology annotation, biological process: eye photoreceptor cell development. The record is from RefSeq and is a predicted model, not a curated record.